This is a messenger RNA of Podarcis lilfordi (Lilford's wall lizard), 17938 nucleotides long. NCBI's taxonomy places the organism in Eukaryota, Metazoa, Chordata, Lepidosauria, Squamata, Lacertidae. The record is from the annotation of a GenBank genome assembly.
ACGUAAUCCAUUCCGGAAUACUGUUCGACUUCCAAGAUGUUUGAAAACCAAAGCUGCUACUUCUGGAAGCAUUUACUUCUGGAAAACUCAAUACGGAAACUGCGUGGCACAUUCGACUUCCGAAAAGCGUUCGAAAACUGAAGCAGUUACUUCCGGGUUUUCGGCAUUUGAAAACCGAAACGUUUGACUUCUGAGACGUUCGAAAACCGAGGUACAACUGUACGUACAACCAUUUUGUUUGCGUGAGUAAUAAACCACACAUUUUCCUUACUCUUCCCACCAACAAUCUUGCCAGACUACUUAUUUCUGCAGUAAGUUUACCAAACUCCAACAAGGGGGACACGGUGGGCAGUUUGGUCCGAACACACCAGUGAACCCAUUGUAGCAACCCUGCAAAUUUCCCUGCCCAGCACAAACCUUGUCCCUCGCACUUCUGGUACACAGCAGUGUUGUCAGGGUGUGUGUGUGUGUUUGUGUGCUCACCUCUGCUCCUCCUCACCGGCCACACCUGCAUUUUGUGUACUAACAGGCCAACUCAGAAAUCCUGGAUUAGGAGGAAGAUGUAUCAAUGGGACCCUUACUUUCGAUUCCCAAGCAGAAUGAUUGCCACUGCUGUCCUUCUCUUUGUCUCCCUUUAUACAGUAAGUAAAGGAGCUGCAUGACCUGAUUCCCUGAGCUGGCAAAGCGUAGCUGCUUCUCUUAAAUUCUUCAGUAGCUGUGCUAGAGCCUAGUCUCCAUGUGUUGGAGACCAGAUUAAAUAAUGGAUGUCUGCAGGGCCGGAUUUAGGUUUGAUGAGGCCCUAAGCUACUGAAGGUAAUGGGGCCCUUUAUAUGUCCAGCUAUCUUUUGUCUACAACAAAUUGUCACUGUUUUUUUGUGUUGAAUAUAUGCUAUAUGGUAAUUUAUGGACCUAAUAGGUAUCUAAAGCCAUUUGCACAAAAAAAUAGGAGCCUACAGAGCCUACACAACACAAAACACUGUUGCUGUAUGUAGGUUUUAUUUUAUUUGUUUUUUUAAAUCUUAUAUUCUGGAAAUGUGCAUCCAGGUUUUUUUCCCUUUAAAUUUUUUGGAGGCCCUAAUCUAUAGCUUGUUUAAGGGGGAGCAGGUGGUGCUGUGGGUUAAACCACAGAGCCUAGGACUUGCCGAUCAGAAGGUUGGUGGUUCGAAUCCCCACGAUGGGGUAAGCACCUGUUGUUCGGUCCCUGCUCCUGCCAACCUAGCAGUUCUAAAGCACGUCAAAGUGCAAGUAGAUAAAUAGGUACCACUGCGGCGGGAAGGUAAACGGCGUUUCCGUGCGCUGCUCUGGUUCGCCAGAAGUGGCUUAGUCCUGCUGGCCACAUGACCUGGAAGCUGUACGCCGGUUCCCUCGGCCAGUAAAGCGAGAUGAGCGCCGCAACCCCAGAAUCGGUCACGACUAGACCUAAUAGUUAGGGGUCCUUUUAAGCUAUAGCUUGUUUAGCUUAUACGUAAAUCUGGCACUGAAGCUAAGGGUGGUGGUGGCGAUGUGCUUGGUGCCAGUCUAGUCUUUUUUAAAAAAUAAAGUUGAUUGGCAUAAAAACAUACAGAAUACAAUAAAAAUGAUGGAUAUUGUGAAUAAAAAUAUAUGUGAAGUUAGAAAAAUUAAAACAGAUUCAGAGAAGGGCUAACCGCCCCCCCUCAAGAAACUACUGAAAAGACAGUGCUGUAUUCAAUUGUUGCAUAUGAGAAGAAAGGUAAAAGGUAAAGGGACCCCUGACCAUUAGGUCCAGUUGUGGCUGACUCUGGGGUUGUGGCGCUCAUCUCGCUUUAUUGGCCGAGGGAGCCAGCGUACAGCUUCCGGGUCAUGUGGCCGGCAUGACUAAGCCGCUUCUGGCGAACCAGAGCAGCGCACGGAAACGCCAUUUACCUUCCCGCUAGAGCGCUACCUGUUUAUCUACUUGCACUGGUGUGCUUUCGAACUGCUAGGUUGGCAGGAGCAGUGACCGAGCAACGGGAGCUCACCCUGUCACGGAGAUUUGAACCGCCGACCUUCUGAUCGGCAAGUCCUAGGCUCUGUGGUUUAACCCACAGCGCCACCCGCGUCCCAAUGAGAAGAAAAGGGUGGGUCAAUUCUAAGGGCAGGGGUGUGUGCCUGGUGCCAGUCUAGUCUUCAACUUAUUCUAGAUUCCUUACAAUGGCUGCAUUUGCACAUAACCAGAAGCCAUGGUUUUUAGCGCUGUGUGGCUGAGCUGCAGUGAUUCUGAGCAAAGUGUUGGGCUCGCAUGCUCCUCCCACCCUGUCCUCCUCGCAUUUGGAUGGGUGGAAGACUUCUGCAAUAUUUUGCUUCACUUUCAAAGAAUAUCAGUCUGUUGUGAUGUACCAACCAGGGAUCCUGCUUGAAACAGGCUCUGGUUUGUUAAACAAACCAGCUGUGUAAUUCCAUAGUUUGAAGCUGGCCUGUUUUGAAACAAGUUGUGGGAAUGUGUCCAUGUAGCACUAAAGCAUAGUUUGACAUUAUAAGCAAAUGCAGUAGGUGCUUCCAAAAUAAAUAAAUCAUUGUUUUAAUAGCUCCCUUUCCUUUCCUUCUCAAAUCAGUCGAGAAACACUAGGCUGGAUCUAGACACAUCAAAAAAUGUUGAAGGAUGCCAUCUGGUGUCAGUGUUAUAAUGCAUUUAAAACACCUUUCCCUCCCUAUUUUCUUCACUAAUGUAGCUGAGUCCCUAGUGACAUUAACUGCACAAGUUAAAGACCACCCUAUAUCUUCCUUUAUAUCAUUCAGCAGAGAGACAUAACGAUUUCUGAAUAGUUUCUUGGUCCUUUGUCAUUUCUAGGUACAGUUGUACCUUGGAAGUUGAGCAGAAUCCGUUCUGGAAGUCCAUUUGACUUCCAAAACGUUCGGAAACCAAAGCAUGGCUUCUGAUUGGCUGCAGGAAGCUCCUGCAGCCAAUCGGAAGCUGCGGAAGCCCCGACGGAUGUUUGGCUUCCAAAGAAUGUUCACAAACCAGAACACUCACUUCCGGGUUUGCUGCAUUUGGGAGCCAAAACGUUCAACUCACAAGGCGUUCUGGAUGCAAGGUAUGACUGUAUAUUAAUAACUAGUUACAGUGGUACCUUGGGUUACAGAUGCUUCAGGUUACAGACGCUUCAGGUUACAGACUCCGCUAACCCAGAAAUAGUACCUCGGGUUAAGAACUUUGCUUCAGGAUGAGAACAGAAAUCGUGCAGCAGUGGCAGCAGGAGGCCCCAUUAGCUAAAGUGGUGCUUCAGGUUAAGAACAGUUUCAGGUUAAGAAUGGACCUCCAGAACAAAUUAAGUUCUUAACCUGAGGUACAACUGUAUUAUUUUUAUUUCAAAAAAGCAUAAUAUGUUGUUUUAUCCUAUCAUUUUUCUUUUGAGAUAGCCACUGUUGUUAUCUUCAUCUUCUGUGUAUCCUCCAGUUUGUUGUAGGUGAAUUUAUUGUAUCCAAGUUUAUUUUCGACACGCUAAAAAAUCUUAAAACAUUGCUAGACCAGCUGCUUCAAUCUUCUCCUGGUGAAUUAGAAGAAACCAUGGCCCUUUCCAAGUCUUUUGGAGAAUUCAAUACCGUUGUAGAAGGUAGGGGAAAAGUUUUGCAUCCUAAAUCUAACUAUUGUAUUAUUUGGAGGAGGACCUGCUGGGGCUAGAUGGACGGAGGGUAUUAUAUGAAUCCAAAGAAUCUAUAUUUGCAUCAGCCACUAGCCAUAACAACAAAACAAAACAAAACAAAACAAAACAAAACAAAACAAAACAAAACAAAAUGUACUGAAGAUAGAGGUAAAAACUUAACUAUACAAAAUACUGUAUUUUUCGCUCUAUAAGACGCACCAGACCACAAGACGCACCUAGUUUUUGGAGGAGGAAAACAAGAAAAAAAAUAUUCUGAAUCUCAGAAGCCAGAAUAGCAAGAGGGAUCGCUGCGCAGCGAAAGCAGCAAUCCCUCUUGCUCUUCUGGCUUCUGGGAUAGCUGCGCAGCCUGCAUUCGCCCCAUAUGACGCACACACAUUUCCCCUUACUUUUUAGGAGGGGAAAAGUGAGUCUUAUAGAGCAAAAAAUACGGUACAUUUUGGAGGUUUCAAUCAAUAACCAAAUAAUAGAUCUUAUUCUAAUUGACCCUGCUAAAAACCUUGCAGUUUUUGCUGUCGCCUGAUCAUCUUGAUCUGCUAAAAAAAAGGUCACCGUAGCUGAGUGACCCAGCAUGGACAAUAGUAGAGGGGUAAUAACCUCAGCCAUGAUUUGACUCAUGGCUCUGAGUUUCUCAUCUCUGCUUAUAAGCAUCGUGGUGCUCUGCUCUGGGAGGGGUGUUCCAUGUUCAGAAGUUCAGGUUUCUUCUCUGGAUGUUGACAAACCCUAGCGCUUUAGCAUGGCCAGAUCUCAACGUAAAAAGUUUUCAUGUGGUGUAUCCAUUUAAGUUUUGCCCUUCCAAAUCUACCCUGAGAGGUUCACAAGCAAAGAACCAAGAAGAGGUUUAAAGCAAGGAUACAUGUUUAUCCCUAUAUGAUUAAAAGGCAGAUGUUGUAGCACAUCAGAGUUUCAGUACAGUACAGAUGUUUAGAAGUGAUAAGCACAUGUUUUGCAUUGUUUGUUUUCAAACUGAAAGUGUUUCUGGCAUGGCUAAGUCAGUUCAUAUUUUCCAAUGUGUUCAAAGAAUAUUGUAUGGAUUGUGUCUUUUUGCUUCUUUCACAGGUGUUUGGAUUUGCACAACUGUUGCUUCCUCUGUCAUGAGUGUUGCUUACGUACUGUUAAUGUUAGCCUGCUACAGGUAUGGAUAAGCUGUGGAUAUCCUAGGGCAAAAAUAAUACUGGCAAUUGCCUUAUCAGGAUUUGGGAAUGUCCACUGGGCUUGACCACUGGCACGGACAUUCCCUCUUCCCCUUCAGAUUUGAUAACUGUGGUUAGCAUGGUUUUCAUAUGGGCAUUUUCGCUGGCGACAAACCACGGUUGACAGUGUGGGGUAAUAGUGAGCUUGCUAUACUGUGGUCUGGGCAAACUGUGGUUAGCGAAAAUGCCAGUGGAGACAUAAUACUAACUGUGGCACUGCUGCUUCAUCACUUGCUAGAUCAGACCCUUGCUAGAUCCACAAAUGGAGAAUGCUUUUUCAUGUGGUCUUCCAGUGAAACUGCUCCAACUGUUUCCCUAACAAAGCAGCAGUAAUAAUAAUAAUAAUAAUAAUAAUAAUAAUAAUAAUAAUAAUUUAUUAUUUAUACCCCGCCCACCUGGCUGAGUUUCCCCAGCCACUCUGGGCAGCUCCCAAUCAAGUGUUAAAAACAGCAAGACAAGUGUUAAAAAAAGCAAGACUUUGUGGUACAGUCAUACCUUGGGAUGAAUAUGCUUCAGCUUAAAUAUUUUCGGGUUGUGCUCCACAGCGACCUGGAAGUAAUGGAGCACAUUACUUCUGGGUUUCGCCGCUCGUGCAUGCGCAGACGCACAAAAUGAUGUCAUGCGCAUGCGCAGAAGUGGCGAAACGCGAUCCGCGCAUGCGCAGACGUGCAGUCGCGUCUUACGUUCGCUUCAGGAUGCGAACGGGGCUCCGGAACGGAUCACAUUCGCAUCCAGAAGUACCACUGUACUGUCAUAAGCCGAUGAAGUUGGAUGGAAACUGUGGAGGGUUUUUAUAUGCAACAAUAAAAAACUUUUUUUUUAAGGUGAGCUUGAACUGAUUAUUCCUGGGGAAUCUGCAACUGAGCUUCUCUUGUGGUGGUGGCAUAUAUGCCAACUCCCUGGCAUCCUAGGUGCCCAAGCACCCACAAAAUUGCCCACGAAGGGGCUGUUGUUGUUGUUGUUUAGUCGUGUCUGACUCUUCGUGACCCCAUGGACCAGAGCACGCCAGGCACUCCCAUCUUCUACUGCCUCCCGCAGUUUGGUCAAACUCAUGCUGGUAGCUUCGAGAACACUGUCCAACCAUCUCGUCCUCUGUCGUCCCCUUCUCCUUGUGCCCUCCAUCUUUCCCAACAUCAGGGUCUUUUCCAGGGAGUCUUCUCUUCUCAUGAAGUGGCCAAAGUCUUGGAGCCUCAGCUUCAGGAUCUGUCCUUCUAGUGAGCACUCAGGGCUGAUAUCCUUAAGAAUGGAUAGGUUGGAUCUUCUUGCAGUCCAUGGGACUCUCAAGAGUCUCCUCCAGCACCAUAAUUCAAAAGCAUCAAUUCUUCGGCGAUCAGCCUUCUUUAUGGUCCAGCUCUUACUUCCAUACAUCACUGCUGGGAAAACCAUAGCUUUAACUAUACGGACCUUUGUUGGCAAGGUGAUGUCUCUACUUUUUAAGAUGCUUUUUAAGAUGGAGGGGCUAGGCACCCACAAAUUUCAGUGCCAGGGCCAUGCACGCUGCAUGGCACCCAUGGCCCAGGGCAAUCACAGUUGCGGGGGCAAGUUGGCACUUCUGGCUGGUGGUGACGACACACAAAUUUCCUUCUUCUAAGUGUGUGAUAGAUUCUUAGGGGGGAAGCAGCCAAUGUGGUGCUCUACAAAUGCCGUGGGACUACAAUUCCCAUCAGUCUAAACCAGCGUGGCCCGUGGUCAGGGAUGAUGGGUAUUGUAGUCUAGCAAUAUCAGGAGGGCACCACGCUGCUCCUGAUUUUAGGUAUCUGGCUACUGAUGCUAAAAUCGAGACUUUCCCCUUCUUGUGUCGUGCAGAUGUUAGAGGAGGUGUGAAGGUAGCCUUCCCUAACCUGGUUGCUUCCAGAUGUUGUCAGACUACAAUUCCUAUCAUCCCUGACAUGCUGGCUGGGGAUGAUGGGACCUGCCUUUCAAAAGAUCCAGAUGUCACCUACUAGAGCGAUGUCUCCAAACACUUUAAAAAACAUUUUCCUCACUAGAAAACACAUAAAGAAGCUGCGGGCAGGCAAGAAGUGCUACUUUCUGACGGAAUCGGAAUCGGAAACUGUGCCAUCUACUCAAUGUGUGGUGAGUUUUUACUCCUAACCUCCUAUUUUCACCCCAUAUAGGAGUUUUCAUUCCUAUACCUGAAGGAGCAUCUCCACCCCCAUCGUUCAGCCCGGACACUGAGGUCCAGCUCUGAGGGCCUUCUGGCAGUUCCCUCACUGUGAGAAGUGAGGUUACAGGGAACCAGGCAGAGGGCCUUCUCAGUGAUGGUGCCCGCCCUGUGGAACGCCCUCCCAUCAGAUGUCAAGGAAAUAAAAAACUAUCUGACUUUUAGUAGACAUCUGAAGGCAGCCCUGUAUUGGGAAAUUUUUAAUGUUUGAUGUUUGACAAUUUUAAUGUGCUGUAAGCUGCCCAGAGUGGCUGGGGAAACCUAGCCAGAUGGGCAAGGUAUAAAUAUAAUAAUAAUAAUAAUAAUAAUAAUAAUAAUAAUAAUAAUAAACGCCUUAAAAAUCCCAGCAUGGAUGUGGUGGACCUGGACACCCUUUCAGUCAAAAGUCAACUUACAGUCACUUUACCAGAGCCAAGUUUUUCGCUUUGAGAUUCCGGGACCUCUUCCUAGGCAGUUGAGAAAAGUAGAUGGGUAGAGAACAUAUUUAUUGUGGAAUUGUUUUGAUUUCAUGAAAGCCCUCUUAGUUACCCCUUAGAUCAACCUCCCCCAGCCUGGUCCUCUCCUAUUGUUGAUGGACUCCAUUUCCCUGUGAGCCCUAGCCUACAUGGCCAGCAUUUGUGGAAUUGUAGUCCUGCAAAUCUGAAGGGCAUCAUGUUGGCUUCCCUUGCGUUAGACUGGAGUGCGGUGGAGAUAGCAGAAGUCCAGAAAAUGCGUUUUCAUUUCCUGAAAGGGAAUAACUGUUGGGAUACUGCCAGGGAGACAAAGUCCAUCAUGACUCCACAUCGUCUCUGGACGUCCAUCGAUCUCCCGUAGACACGCAGUAUCAGCAAUUAGCGACACGAGCUCCAGAAAUAGCCUGCCACAUUCCAGAGCUGAUGCACGCUCUAUCAGCAGAUAAUGCACAGCGAAAGAUGCACUCAGGAGAGCAUUAUUUACAAGUUUAUUCAGCGUUGAUCAGAACAAAGAAAACAUGACUGCCUGCUUCCGUGUCUCAGACAGAGAGAGAAACGAAAGCAUAGACACAACAGAAACAUCUUGUGAACAGGAAAUACGCAGGCUGUGACACAAACAUCCUGCUCCCUUUUAAGGUGGAACGGAAAUAUCCUAACAAUAACAAGUCCUGCAUAUAUUUCUAUGAGACACGGGGUGGCUAACCUUUUUUUGGCCAACCCAUGGGUGGGUUGCACAUACUAGCAAUGGAUGUGGCCAUCCAUUUCACACACACACAUUUGCACGACACACAGAGGCACAUGGUUUUUGCAGAUCAGUUGAGUAGAAGGGGGCUUUUGCCUAUUUUGAUCCAUUGUCACGGGGCCCCUAAAAGGUGUUGGGAUACUGCCAGGGAGACAAAGGCCACCAUGCCUCCACGUCGACUCCCGGUCUCCCGUAUGAACAGUAUCAGUCAAUUAGCGACACGAGCCUCAGAAAUAACUGUCCACAUUCCAGGACUCAUACACGCCCUUUUCGCAGAGUUUCCAAAUGGAAGAUUCACCAAGGAGAGCAGCAUAUUUACAGCUUUAUUCAGCGGUGGUCAGAACAAAGAAAAAACAUGACUGCCUGCCUUCCUGUCCAGGCAACAGAGAGAAACAAAAGCUAUAAACAAAGCAGAAACUUCCUGUGAGCAGGAAGUACGCAGGCUGUGACUCACAACAGCCUGUCCCCUUUUUAAGGUGGAACGGAAAUAUCCUAACAGGGUACAGGGCCCAUAGACCAGAGCCUGCUCUGCCUGUUUGGUAAUCUGGCACUGAUCUGGUUCAAGGUUACCUAGCUAGCUUAUUUUGUUUGUUGAAAUAUUUAUAAACCGCUGUACCAUAAAAACAUAUCAAAGUGGUGUACAAGUUUUUGUUUUAAAUAAAACUUCAUGGCUGAGUGGAGACUCUUUCCUGGAUUUUCCUGGUCUUAGUCUGACACUAACGACUAUACCCUGUAGAUGAAUUUUUGUGAACUGUGCCCAUUUUCCUAUAUAGGAGGGUGAGGGACGCGGGUGGCGCUGUGGGUUGAAGCACAGAGCCUAGGACUUGCCAAUCAGAAGGUCGGCGGUUCGAAUCCCCGCGAUGGGGUGAGCUCCCGUUGCUCGGUCCCUGCCAACCUAGCAGUUCGAAAGCACCUCAAAGUGCAAGUAGAUAAAUAGGUACUGCUCUGGCGGGAAGAUAAACGGCAUUUCCGUGCACGACUCUGGUUCACCAGAAGCGGCUUAGUCAUGCUGGCCACAUGACCCGGAAGCUGUACGCUGGCUCCCUCGGCCAAUAAAGUGAGAUGAGCGCCGCAACCCCAGAGUCGGCCAUGACUGGACCUAAUGGGCAGGGGUCCCUUUACCCUUUACCUAAGGGAGGGCAGGAGGUGCUGAACGCUCCCCCUCCCCUGAAACCCCAGCUAUUUCCCCCUCAGCGGGGCUUACUUCUAGUCUCAGAACCUAACUUUGAGAAGAAUGUCUGGUAAAAAUCAGGUUUGUGUGAUAACCCCACGUUCAAUUUGUUCACACAGUCCUUUAAAGUCAAUUCUCUUGCUUUAUUUAGGAACCUGAUUCUGACAUAAGGUUACAUGCUACUGUCAGGUUGGGGUUAGCCCCUUAGAUUUCAUAUGCUACUACUACUACUACUACUACUACUACUACUACUACUAAUAUUUUAUUACUUAUACCCCAGCCAUUUGACUGGGUUUCCCCAGCCACUCUGGGCAGCUUCCAACCAGAGAUUAAAAAUACAUUAAAACAUCAGUCAUUAAAAACUUCCCUAAACAGGACUGCCUUCAGGUGUCUUCUAAUCAUCAGAUAGUUGUUUAUUUCCUUGACAUCUGAUGGGAGGGCAUUCCACAGGGCAGGUGCCACCAACGAGAAGGCCCUCUGCCUGGUUCCCUGUAACAUCACUUCCGGCAAUGAGAGAAUCACCAGAAGGCCCUCAGAGCUGGACCUCAGUGUGUAGGCUGAACGAUGGGGUGGAGGCGCUCCUUCAGGUAUAGGGCUUUAAGGGUCAGCACCAACACUUGGAAUUGUGCUUGGAAACACAAUAGUUAUAUUUAUAUUUUUUGCUUCCAAAUUGUGUUUGUGGCAUGCCUGCAUAAACGAAUCGUCCUUUCUUUUUGUCUUCAUCAACAGCUAGCACUGGGAAGAUUCACUGCUUACCAAAUCGCAUACAUAAUAUGGGGUAUGUGAUAACUUGUCUCUCGGGCCUUUGGCAUAAGUUCAUAGGGGGCUGGUGUUACCAUCCGUCUCCCCCAAUUCCAUGUUGACAACUUUUAUCUUCCAUCCAGGUUACGUGAUCAUGCAUCUGAUGCAGUUUGUAGCUGGGAUGAUUCUUGUGUAUGUGAUUAUUUUGCCCAUGGUACAUGGUGAAUGGGCCAAACUUCUGGACAAGUGGGGAACCGUGAUGUAAGUGUCAGUUUUCAGAAGAAUAGCUCUCUUUUCUUAAAAAUAAUAACAGCUUUUUAUAAUUUGUAAACGAAAAAAAGAAAAAGGCUAACUUCUUUUGUUAAUGAUUACUUUAUAGUAUAUAUUACAGUCAUACCUCGGAAGUCGAACACCUUGUGAGUCGAAGGUUUUGGCGCCUGAAUGCCGCAAACCCGGAAGUGAGUGUUCUGGUUUGCGAACGUUCUUUGGAACCCGAACGUCUGACACGGGUUCUGUGGGUUCCUGCAGCCAAACAGAAGCCGCAAUUUGGUUUUUGAAUGUUUUGGAAGUCGAACGGACUUCCAGAACGGAUUCCGUUCGACUUCUGAGGUACGACUGUAUUUUAUAUAAAGGUUUUAACAGCUAAGCACUGUACAGAUUCCACUAAACAAAUAAAGAUUUUUUUUUAAAUUCACUGAUGAGGGAUUGAGGAUUCGAGUGAUUGUUCUGUGGCAUAGGAGCCAGUUCCUAGGGCCUGAGGUCCCUUUGCUCCCCCCGCAUAAAAUAUUUGAGGGAGUCAGGCCCCCUUAAAGUUGAUGGGCAUGUGUUGCGUCUUGUGAUCAAUUGGGGGGGGGCAUGGAGCAGACCCAUUGAAGUUAAUGGGCAUGCUUAUCUUAGGUCAGGCAGGUCCAAGGUCCAUCUCAGGGGCCUAAUCCAGCCCGCUGGUCGGUUAAAUCCGCCCGCUGUGGCAGUUUACUUCCAGGGGUAAAAUCCUAAAAAAACCUUAGCAAAAAAGGUCAACAACCCUCGUUGACUCUUUGGUUGGCCCUCACGGCCCUUCACUUCAUCAAAUCUGGCCCUCUUUGAAAAAAGUUUGUACACCACUGUCUUAGGUUCAUUCAUUUCAAGUAGGGAGCGGAUGGAGCUGUGGUCUAAACCACUGAGCCUCUUGGCCUUGCCAAUCAGAAGGUCGGCAGUUCGAAUCUGCGACAGAGUGAGCUCCCGUUGCUCUGUCCCAGCUCCUGCCAACCUAAUAGUUCUAAAGCAUGCCAGUGCAAGUAGAUAAAUAGGUACCACUGCGGUGGGAAGGUAAAUGGUGCUUCUGUGCGCUCUGGUUUCUAUCACGGUGUUCCAUUGCGCCAGAAGCAGUUUAGUCAUGCUGGCCACGUGACCCGGAAUGCUGUCUGUGGACAAACGCCGGCUCCCUUGGCUUGAAAAGCGAGAUCAGCGCCGCAACCCCAGAAUCGCCUUUGACUGGACUUAACUGUCUAGAGGGUCCUUUUACAUUCAUGUCAGUUGGUCUGAGUAGAACUUACCUGAAAACAACUCUAUCUCCACUUCCUUGCAGUGGUUAUAAUUUUCUUAAAAUAGUUUCAUCUUCCUUUUCUGCCUCACAGUCUUUCAUUUGUCCUCGUCAUGCUUUUGAGGAGGCUGGAGUUGUUUGCAGGUUCUCGAGUCUUUCUUCAGCCGAAGAUUUCACCAAAAGACGAUCAGAGACCUCUGGCACUUGACAACAGGUUGGUAUCAGGGAGUGAGACUAUUCCUGGUAUUCAAUUCCUUGAAUAAAGGUAUUCCAUUAGGGCACCUAGGAAAACCACGCAAGAUGGGGAGAUGGGAAGUCUCCCUCAGGAGGUUGUGGACUUUCCUUCCUUGGAGGGUUUUAAUCAGAGAUUGGAUGGUCAUCAUGGAUGCUUUUUUGUUUUUUAGAUUCCUGCGUUGCAGGGGGUUGGACUAGAUGACCCCUGGGUCCCUUCCAACUCUACAAUUCUAUGAUUCUAUGAGCUAUCUCUGCAGCAUGUUAUAUUUAUAAAAAGGCCACCACUGAUUAUCUGUUUCUUCAUUCGUUUUUUUAAUGGUGAUGAAACUCUUGCUUUCUCCCUUCCCACAAUCUGAAAUGUUCCCUCUGCCACAAGAUUCUUCUGAACAUGUUGAUCAGCUCCAAGUUGCAAAUCCUUCGAGUCCCUAAACAAACCUUCUAUGACACCCGUAGUCCAUAGUCUUUUUCAGAACCAGAAUUUACCUUUAAACCCAUGUUGCAAAAUGGCGCCCACCUUUAAUUUUUUAAAUCAUAUAUGACUCUCUGUCUCCUCCCUGUCUUCAGAUUUCUGUCUCUGCUUGUCUUUUCAUAUUCUGGUCUGCCUAUAUUCCUUAUUAAAAACCAAUAAACCAGGCAUAAUGAACUUAGUGCUCUUCAGAUACUGUUGUACUACAAUUCCCAUCAUCUCUGACCAUUGACUAUGCUGACUGAGGCUGAUGGGAGUUGCUAGUCCAAUAAUGUCUACUUUGACUCCCCCUGCUGCAAACAAAGGGAACUGCAAUGGCGCCGCUUGUGUAAUUCAAGUCAAAGUGCUACCCUCUUGUAUUCCAGGAGAGGUGAUUAAUGGGGUGAAAUCACUUAUGUCUAUUUCCCGUUAUUUACAUGCAUUUGUAUAUCUGUAUUUUCUUGGAAGCAACAGGCUCUUUCUAAUACCUUCUUGCGGUCCAGGGUUAAUGCAGUAAAGCUUUUUCAACCGUUCAACAAGUACAGUUAUUCAAAUUCAACAACUUUAAUUAUAUAGUACUAUAUGACCUUUAUUUCCUUAAGCUACGCGCAGGAACAAUCACUAAGCAUUUCUGAAUAUUGUAGCAAACUCAGUGCAACCGCACCUGCCUUCAAAUUCAGACUUGGAGAAUAUUUAUGCUUUGGUCUGAGCUAUGUUUGCCGUAGUUCAAAAGCAAAUACAUCUGGUCCUGCCUCCAGUUUUUUUCUGUGGGGGUGACUGUGGAACUGCUCAGAUGAGACAUCUCUUCCUUUUCAGGAAAGCCUUUGUAAACUUCAGCUACUUUUUAUUCUUCCACUCGGUGGUGGUGGGUUUGUUUUCCUGCCUCAUGAGAGUGUUACGCAGCACUGUCCUGGGAGCCUUCCUGAUUGGACGAUUGGACAGGCCAGUGAUGCCAAAGGGCUUUGAAGGCUGUGAUAAAGGUAAGCACCCCGAGAGACGGAUGCUGUGGAUACUGGGAAGUUCUCAAAAUACGGAACCGACCUACAUUUCCAAUGCAUCGUGGCUUCAUUGUGGGGAUGGAAGGGUGCAUUUGGCAUCAACAGGUGAAUGGUGUUUAUUUCACUGUAGCACACACGUCUUGGGUUGCAAUGCUCUUGAUGGACCACUACCACUCAAACCCCAUCCUUGUCUGCUUCUGCCACAUCCUGGAUACCAAAAUCAGACAGAGGCAAUGGCAAAAAGUCAAUGGACCCACCGAAAACACGGACAUGCGGGAAAUAGGUAAACUAUCAGAAAUGCUGGGAGUCUAUUUAACAAAGCUUAUAUGUUUGUGUGUCUCUAGCUGUUUCCUUCCUUCUUUCUUUCUUUCUUUCUUUCUUUCUUUGAUAUACUGCCCUUCCCCCAAGGAUGACAGGGCGAUUUACAGUACAGUCAAACCUUGUUUCCCGAAUGCCUCUGUUAUUCUAUGUUUCGGCUCCCGAAUGCCAAAACCCCGGAAGUAAAUGUUCCAGUUUUCAAAUGAUUUUCGGAAGUCGAAUGUGCUACACAGCUUCCAUUUUGAGUUUCCCUAUUGUAUCGAGGCUUCCGCUUUCAGUUUUUGGUUGUCAAACAUUUUGGAAGUCAAACGGCCUUCCGGGACAGAUUACAUUCGACGACCAAGGUUUGACUGUAUUAAAAAUAUGUAACAUAGUAACAAGCAAAACAAUAACACACACACACACUCCAUAGUUUAAAAGGCCAUUGAUUAAUUAGCCAAAGGCCUGGGAGAUGAGGAAUGCUUUUGCCUGGUACCUAAAGAUAUGUUUCGCAAAUCGUAACUCUGCAGUUGUGAGGAUGGCUCCAAAUAUCGCUACCACCAAGGAACUGAAAAAACGUACACAUUAAAAACUGUUUGUCCUGGAUGUUUUCUAAUUCUUAAAAACCCAAGCCCUUCUUCCCAAGAACAGAAAGUUCAGAAAUUCAAAAUUUGUUCUGGGCUAGCAAGGGCCAAUGGGAUGCAGGUGGCCCAGGACUUGCCAAUCAGAAGGUCGGCAGUUUGAAUCCCCGCGACGGGGUGAGCUCCCAUUGCUUGUCCCUGCUCCUGCCAACCUAGCACUUCGAAAGCACCCCAAAGUGCAAGUAGAUAAAUAGGUACCGCUCCGGCAGGAAGGUAAACAGCGUUUCCAUGUGCUGCUCUGGUUCGCCAGAAGCGGCUUAGCCAUGCCGGCCACAUGACCCGGAAGCUGUACGCCGGCUCCCUCGGCCAAUGAAGCAAGAUGAGCGCCGCAACCCCAGAGUCGGCCACAACUGGACCUAAUGGUCAGGGGUCCCUUUACCUUUACCUAGCAAGGGACAAACAAAAAAGACAUGUGCCCCACUUAUUCUUAGAUUGCCAACUUUUUCAUCAGCCCACUGCUCCUGGGCCUUGUAACAGCAGUUGGAUGUGAGGACAUUAUCAGCGUCUAUGCCAUGAAAAGCUUCCGCUACUGAUUUCUGCUGAGCAAGCAGCUUUUAAGUGCAUAAGAGCCGGCCAGUCCCACCCCACCCCCACCCCCGGCCAGUUGGCAACACUACAUAUUCUUUGAAAACCCCAUUCACUCACAGCAGCACUGGUCACAUUCCAUUCUAGAGUUUUGUUUUGUUUUGAAAGUCUCUGCUAUCCCAGCUGUACGAUUCGCUGUCCAAACAGUGAAUGUUAUAAGUACUGUAUGUGACUGAGUUUGACAGGUUGGCUAGUUGGUCCAACCAGGGCCAACCCAUCCAUGAGGCAGCAGAUCCCAAUUAUUCUUCCCUUGUUCCUGAUGUAGAUCUCCACUCAUCUCUUGUUGCCUGAUGGGGAGGGAGGCACCAUUUUGUGGUUUGCUUCAGGAGCCAACCCUAGGUCCAACCUACCAGACACCAAUUUCAAAUGUCUUUUGUGGUUGUACUGAAGGGCCAUUAAAAUGUUGUUCUCUAUAUGAUCCCAAAAACUCUUUGAGGCAUUUCCUCCUCUCUCAUGUGUUAUCCCAAAACCCCUACCUUUAAGGGGGGGGGGGAGGUUGUUACACCAGCCACAAGGACAAGGCUUUUUCUUGUUGCUUAGAUGUUACAGUGAAAAUAGGCCUCUCUCAGGAAUGUCUGGCAGAGAUCAAGAGCAAGGUUGAAUGGAUGUUAUUGUAACCCCAGAGGGAGGGAGGCUGAAACAGGAGGAAGGAGGGACUGGAAAUAAAGCUAAAUUCUAUACCAUUUCCCGUAAAUCACGUGUUUUCUGGGAAAUCAAAUGAUCAUCCGUCCCAGAGGGUAUAAAAAAGGCUGGCAAGCCCAGAGAAGGGGGGGCAGGCAAUGAGCAUUAGCUUGUCUGUACCAUUUUUGUCACGGCAAAAUAAAUAAUUAUUUUACUGCAGUCAAUUGACUCUUUGAAAGCGACUUCUGAGUGCUCCAAGGGAAAGGAACAAAAGGAAAGGUCUUUCAGAACAGUCAUUAGUCUGCCCCAGGGUGGGUUACGACAAUUAGAAGCCUAAUUUUUAAAAAGGAUUAGCAUUCAAGUGAAUAGGGUUGGUCCUAAGAUAUGUACAGUGGUACCUCGCAAGACGAAUGCCUCGCAAGACAAAAAACUCGCUAGACGAAAGGGUUUCUCGUUUUUUCAGCUGCUUCGCAAGACGAUUUUCCCUGUGGGCUUGCUUCGCAAGACGGAAACGUCUUGCAAGUUUGUUUCCUUUUUCUUAACACCGUUAAUACAGUUGCGACUUGACUUCGAGGAGCAACUCAUAGAACGCGGUGUGGUAGCCUUUUUUGGGGUUUUUAAAGACUUUGGUGAUUUUUGAAGCUUUUCCAAAACUUUCCCGACACCAUGCUUCGCAAGACGAAAAAAAUCGCAAGACGACAAAACUUGCGGAACGAAUUAAUUUCGUCUUGCGAGGCACCACUGUAUUUCAGGUAUCAAAGGCCAGGGUAAAGAGGUGCGUUUUCAGCCUCUGAUGAGAGUGGCUUAAUGAAAGCGCCAGACACACAUCUGUGGGAAGGGAAUUCUACAACUUUGGGGCUGCUACAGUGAAUGCCUUCUCUAGGGCUGCCAUCCCAUAAACAGCUGAGAGUGAUGGAACUACCAGGAGGGUCCCCUCCGCUGAUUUUGACCUCCACGAUGGUCUGGAGGGAAGGAGGUGGUCUUGCAGAUAUUUGGGGCCUAAAGGUACAAAUAAUAAAUUAUUACUAUUACCUGGAAACAAAAUGGAAGCCUUAUAAAUAGAGGUUGUGGUGCAUGCAUGUUGCUGAUGUUUGAAAAUUUAAUUGUCAGUCUUGUUUUUAGCUCCCAGGGUAUCAGGUAGAGCCAGGAAAAGAUGGCUGUUGCUUUACACGCUUUUGAACAACCCCAGUCUCCUGCAAUUCCGGAAGCGAAGACUAGGAUCUAAUCCUGUGGAUUUUCCACAGCCCUGUGCUGUCCCUCCAGGCGAUCAUUCGACAGGCCAAUUGGUGCGCUGGGAUCAUCAUGUUUAAUAUGUGGACUCUACGUGGACUGUAGAGAUGCCGUUCCUGAUGGUGCAACGACAAAAGCGGCGCAAGUUAUACUUGCUGAGAGUUGCAUUUAUUGACAGCUUGUUCCAUACGGCUUUCUAAAAAGAUAACCUGUUGUAUUUCCACCACAUUAUGCGUCAUGCCUUCCCUCCACAUGAACGCCUGGUCUGCCUGCCUGAUACAAUCGUUCAUAAACUAUACACAAGCCAUUGUCUCCAGGAAGAUUUAGGUAAUCUCUUUGAAGACCACACAAGCAUGCACUUUUUGUGUGUGCUGUCCCUACAAUUAUUUGACACUUUCCCCCCUGGCUAGACCCAGGGCUGUGCAAAGCUGGUAAUGGGCCCAGGCUGGACAGAAAAUGUAGGCCCCAUUUCAAACUGCUCGUGUCGUGCAUAAAAAGGUAAAGGUAAAGCGACCCCUGACCAUUAGGUCCAGUCGUGACCGACUCUGGGGUUGCGGCGCUCAUCUCGCUCUAUAGGCCAUGGGAGCCGGCGUUUGUCCGCAGACAGCUUCCGGGUCAUGUGGCCAGCAUGACUAAGCCACUUCUGGCAAACCAGAGCAGCGCACGGAAACACCGUUUACCUUCCCGCCGGAGUGGUAUCUAUUUAUCUACUUGCACUUUGACGUGCUUUCGAACUGCUAGGUUGGCAGGAGCUGGGACUGAGCAACGGGAGCUCACCCUGUCACGGGGAUUCGAACCGCCGACCUUCUGAUCAGGAAGUCCUAGGCUCUGUGGUUUAACCCACAGCGCCAACAAGUAACAGAACAGAACAAAUACUCAAAGUCGGCCUCCUCAGAAUCAUAGGCCUGUGCCAAUUACUCCCCGCCCCAGCAUCUUGCUCUGUUCUGCCCUGCCCUGCCCAGACCAGGGGAUCUAGAAUGAAAGCACAUCUGAGGUUGGAAAUCAAAGUAGAGUCAGUGACACUGUUUUAAUAACAAUGAGUUUUUGUUUUUUUUCCAAGUUGCCAAAUUGGAAUCCUGAGUUUCCAAACCAGUGACUUGAGCUGGUGCGUGCAUGAUUCCAAAACUGCUUUCAGAUGAUUUGUUCUCAAGGUUCCUUCAUUAGUUCUACUCGCUGAAAGUUUUCUUUAAAAAUGUUUGACGUUUUACUAUGUUUUUAUAUGUGUUGUAAGCUGCCCAGAGUGACUGGGGAAACCCAGCCAGAUGGGCUGGGUAUAAAUAAUAAAAUUAUUAUUAUUAUUAUU